AUGGUUGCCACAAAGUAUCUUUUGGCCGGCCUUGCCUCCAUCGGCCUUACUAUCGCCGGUGGUGCCGCCGAUAUCGAGUCCAGCAUUGAAAAGAUUCAGGACUCUUGUGGAUCUCUCAGCAAGACCCUGAAAGGCUUCACCAGUGAUGGCAACGUGAUGGGCACCGCCCUGAAGCUCCAAGGAGAAGCCAAGGACCUUCUCAAUAUCAUCAAUGACGGCAAAGACACAGCCAGAAACGCCGACAACCUCAGCUCCGCCGACUCCGACAAGCUCGAGGAUUCGGUCAACUCGCUUUCAAAGUCCGUUUACACCCUCCUUGACGGCUUCGUCGAGAAAAAGCCUGUUUUCCAGAAGGCUGUUCUCGGCGGCUCGGCCGAUGGCCUCGUCGAGCAGGAUCUUAAGGAUCUGAAAGGCGCUACUGAUGGCCUCGGCAAGGCUCUUGAGAGCAUUGUUUCUGGUCAGCUCAAGAAGGAUGCCCCUCAAAUUCUGAGUGGCCUUGACAAGCACUUCGACGAUGCUAUUAAGGCUUUCUCGGACUAA
Penicillium waksmanii is the source of this 540-nucleotide messenger RNA. RefSeq names its product cell wall mannoprotein 1 family protein. Lineage: Eukaryota; Fungi; Ascomycota; Eurotiomycetes; Eurotiales; Aspergillaceae. The transcript has a single exon. Gene Ontology annotation, cellular component: extracellular region. The record is from RefSeq and is a predicted model, not a curated record. Bases 1 to 540 code for a protein of 179 amino acids.